UCCCGUUUUUAUGUUACAUUCAAUCUUUAAAACAAAUUACCAGUAACAUGCACCGCCAUUUUUGGGCUUCGUGAUAUGUAUAAGCUCUCUAGACUCUGUUCCUUCCAUCUCCCUUGUAUUUCUCUCCAUCACACCAUGAAAACCACUCACACAGUCCUACUCGCCAUCUUCUCCUUCGUUCUUCUGCACACUGUCACAUCUUCUUCCCCGCUGCAAACCCACCAGGAGCUGCUGCAGCUGCAAGUUCAUCCCAGACACAGAAACCAACCAAGAAGAUUACUGCUUGCUUCUGCAGUUGCUUCCUUCUCUGCAAAUCCAAAGAAUCCCAGCAGCAGCAAAGCAAUGGAAGAUCCCAAGAAAUAUGUGGAGGCUAGCUUAAGGAAGUCUCCACCCAGCAAAUCGAAUCCGACCCAGAAUCGGUAAACUGGUCGAUAUUCGUGUAGGGAUCCCAAAAUAGAAAGAGAAUGAAAUUCCACAAUUUUUGCAGAUUUUUCUCAAUUUUUUAACUGUUGUAGAGGUAGAAAGUCCAGAUCUUUAUUCAAUGUUUUUGUAUGUUCUUCUCUAUUCGUUUAUUUUGUUAGUUUUGUGCUAAUUUUUUUGGGUUGUUAGAGUUAGAUUUAGGAGGAGAUGGGAAGAAAUUGUAUGUACUGAAGAACCCUGUAAGGAUUUGUUAGAAAGAUUAUUGAUUUGUUCGAAUUUUUGCAAUUGCCAAAAUGGAAGUUUUCGCAUUUCAAUCCUUUUGCUACUGUUUUAUAUAGCCCAUGUAUGCAAUUGAUCUAACUUUAUUUUACUUCUUGCUGUUGCGAGUUCUCGAAAUGUAUCUAUUUGCCAUUUUCUGUGUCCGAGGGCAAAUAUGAGUUCUUUGUGUCUUUAGAGACGCUUAAUGCAGUGAGUUUGUUAUUAUCUUCCUUGAAAUCAUGGUUAUCUCCAAGAAAAGAAAUUCUGUAUGUUCACGUUUAUUGAUUGGAUCGGUUACUAGCACAAGUGCCUCCUGCUGAAUUUGUGUUUUGGAACUUUAGAGUAAAGGUUCAGGUAUAUGACUUGUAUUUUGUGAAAUGAUAAGGUACAUGGAAAACUGCUACACACUGGUUGCUAUUGCUGUGUUAUUUUUGUUGCAUUCGUUGAUGUUUUACAAAAUUCAUACAGGUAUGAUAAUGGAUCCUUUAAACCACUGGUAGAGUCAGAUUGAAUGACCAACAGUGGUUAGCAUUUGUAACUCAAUGAUUGUCCCGUUGCUUUCCUUAUAUUUUAUGCAGGGUUGAAGGUCGAAUUUGGAGUUUCGAGUUAUUGUGCAACUGACUUACAAACAUGGUAAAUAUUUUAACUAGUUUCUUAACCUAUGAAAUCUUUAAUGUUCUGCAAGUUCAGUCCUUGAGCACCCGUGCUUCAUUCGGUCUGGAAAAUGUCUCGAUAGGCCAUUAGCUCUAUGAAUUCACAUGGUAUUUCUUUUAGCAGCCUGCUAUUGUAGUUCAACUAUUGAGGUACUAUUGCUGGUAAGUCCAAGACAUGUUCUUUUAAAUAGCAUUGAAGAAUUUUCAGAAUUAAAUCUCUUUCUUUAAUUAAUUAUUAACUCAGUUUUUCACAGAAAAUAAAUUAUUGUAUGGUUACAGAUUUAGUGAAUACAUUUGUCACAGAUUACAUAAUUUUAAGCACAUAUUAUUGGUUGUAUCUCAAAAUUUUGAUGUCAAACAAAGAUCUUUCGUUCUAAUAUGAGGCCGGGAAGUGUGGUUUUAAUUUAGUUUUAACAAAUAAUGAUAUUUUUCAUGUUCUUACCUUUCUCGUUAAUCUGCUUGUUCAUUUGUAGUAUACUUUGUUUAUUGCUGAGUUAUUGCUGUCACCAAUUUUAAGAUUAAUGCUGUACUUGUUAGUGUGUUAAUUAUUUACGAAAUUUGAAAAUGUUACACCAGGUCCCAAACUCUUUAACAAUGAAAAGGGUUCUCUGAGUAAUACAAUGAUAAUGUGAGAAACACCGUCUAAUCUGGUCACCUCAUGUACACGGCGUCUAUAUGAAGCAUUUAACAAGCUGGAAAUAAAGAUAGUUCUACACGUGUAGUAAAUGCGUUUGAGUGAUGUACACGUAGUGAAUGAACAAGAAAAUCCGCCGGUUACAUUGAUUUUCACCAACUCUUCCUGAGGAUUAUAUACCCUUAAGAAACAAAUUUCCUCGUAGUAUUCGCCCUGUAGGAUUCCUCUGCAAACUUCACAGUCUUAGCUCCUUUUCCUUCUCCUUAGAAAUUCCCUACAUAAAGAUGAGAAUUCGAAAUAGCCGGUCAAAUUUUUCGCAGAUGACUCCACCUGAGACCACACCCGGGGCUGCUCAUCUUCGUUCACCAGAAGGUUCAGAUGAUCGCUUUUUAGUUGAAGAAGAGAAUCGGCGCAUUGGAUGGUCCUGCCAUACAAAAAAACAAUUUCCUGCUCAAGUUUCAAGUGAAGAUCAAUUGCAUGAUGAAUUGGAAGCAGCAAGCAGUACAGAAAUUAGGCCCUUGAACUGUGUUGAUAAGGGGAAAGAUGUGAAACAUUGCAUGCAAAUGGAUACAAAUCCGGCCUCAGAGGGGCAGAGCGAAGGAGAAGCAGAAAAGGGGAAACAAUUUACUGCAUGUGCUGGUUCUCAGGGGGGUGGAGAAAACGUAACUUCUCCAGUUACAGCUGGGAUCGCUCGUCCUUGUUCUUUUUCGCAUCUAGGUCAGAAACUUCCGUUUAAGAAAAGAAGACCUUAUAGUUACACAGAGACUGAAGUAGAGAUGGAAAGAGAGAAAGUAGAAGAUGUCUAUCUAGAAGUAAAAGUGGAAGAUGUGGUAAUGGAAGCAAAAGAAAAAUGCAUGCCAGUAGAAAUUGAAAAAGAAAAUCAUUUUGCAGAAGUUAAAGAAGAUGAGCCAGUUAAAGCGGAAGCUGAAGAUGCAGUAGCUGAUAAGAAAGAGGAAUCACUGGAGGAGGGCGAGAUACGAGAAGAAACUGCGGAGGAGACAGAAAAAAUAAGUGAGCUUGAGCUGGUCAAUGAAGGGUUGUAUGUACCUCAUCUGACCAUUGAUGAGAACCAGCAGGACAUCAAAAAUGAAGAACUUAAUCUAGAAGAGACAGCAGGUGAACCAAAUGAGAAGCCAAGAAGGGGAAGGAAAACGCCUAGAUCUAGUGCUAGCACUAGCAGUGAUGAGCCUCAUCAGGGAAGGCAGAAGCUAAAGAGAGGAAGUCCAAAGAGGAUGCAAGAUCCAGCUGAGGAAAAUCAAGGGUGUGUAGAGAAGCGGAAGCCAUUAAGAGGUUGCCCCAACAGGGGUAAAGAGGAAUCAUCUCUUUCAAACAAUAGGUACCCAAGAAGAGGUCGCUCCCAGAGGGACACAGAGGAGUCCUUUCCUUCAAACAAUAGGAAGCCAAGAAGGGGUCGCCCCAAGAGGAGCACAGAGGAAUCACCUCAUUCAAACAAUACGUACCCAAGAAGAGGUCGCUCCAAGAGGGACACAGAGGAGUCCUUUCCUUCAAACAGUAGGAAGCCAAGAAGGGGUCGCCCCAAGAGGAGUGCAGAGGAAUCACCUCAUUCAAACAGUGGGUACUCUCUAGAUACAGGGGAGUCAUCUCCUUCAAACAAUAGGAAGCCAAGAAGGGGUCGCCCCAAGAGGAGCACAGGGAAAUCACCUCAUUCAAACAAUAGGAAUGCCGAAAUGCCAAAGCCUAAGAGGGGAAGGCCAAAGAGGGUGAAGGAGUAACCAGCCAGCCAGUUAAUGUAAAAACAUAGUGACUCCUUCGAAAUGUCUUAUAUCAUUGUAAGACUUUGGUAGAGUUUCUCUAUGUGUAAUAAAUAAGUCUGUAGUUUGCAAGUACAUUUAUUUGCCUUAGUCUUUUAGGAUUUAUGUUUGAUGAUCUAUAACAGAAAAGACCCAAGUGAAAGCUGAAAACUUUGUGUAGUGCCUAUUACCAAUGUGUCAAUGCAAUAUGCUAUUUUUAAUUAUCUUGCUACCCUUAUUAUAAAAGUAACAGAUAUCAUUGGUGGGAAUUUAUUGCAUCACCUUCAGUUUCAUCUUUGUUGUAGUUGACUGACUUUAUGCCUAACACAUUUUUCAGUUUCAUUUGUAUCCUGGUUACCUAUGAUACAUGGUAGGCAUUAGAUCAAAAAAAUGUUUUUGAGUAUAUCAGGAUAUUCAUAUAACAAAUAAAUUGAAAAUUGCUAUAUUAUUUAUAUCCUGAAUAUAUUCAAGAACAUUUUUUUUCCCAGAAAAUUACCGUCGAGUGAAUUAUUUAUGCAUCUACAUUUUUUCCAGCAAAAGCAUUAGUAAUUGACAAUUUGACAGGUCUUCUUUGUGUAAGCAAUCUCAUGUUUAUCUGUAUGGCCAAUUUAGGCAUCAAAAUUGUUUAGUUUUGGUGCAUUAAACUCUUCUAUGACUUGUCCUAUGUCUUCUGUGUAGAAAUUUUCAUCGAAACAGCCUGAUUUUCUUACAGGGAAGCUUACAUGCUAUCCUUAUUAGGUUACCUAAUAUGUAGAAUUGCCAUUUCAUAUGAAAUUUAUGACUUAUAUCUGCUAGGAUUUUCUUCUAUGUCUUCAAUGGAAAUUAGAUAUAUCAAAAUUUAAUGACAUCUAGUCUCACAUUUAACUUUUACUCUUUUACACUUUACGGGUUGAGAGGCACCGUGUAGCCUAGUAAGGUGAGAGGUUGUGUCAGGCCAUCCACCAGGUGUAAGCCAUGUAGAAAUUUUAGCUUAAAAUGCAGUUUACUGAGUAUAAAUUUCUGUUUCUUUCUGUCUUUAUGUGAGUUUCUAGGUCUUUCCCUUGUGCUCAUCUCUUGCUAGACAUUGAUUUUUCCUUCAGAUUCACUAGUUGAAACAACAAUCUUUUAGGAAUUGCGUUGUAUACAACGAGAUCACAUUGCCUCAGGUGUAUUUUCUUUGUUUUUAUCAUAUUUUUUCUUUGGUACUCUUGGAUAAUUUGAAAAUGAGAAUCAGGGGCAGACGGAUUGUCAAAACUCCUCCUCCUCCUCCUCCAACUAGCUCAGUUGGUUCAUCAGAAGAUCCCCCAGCACAGCAAGAUGAGCAAGAGGUAUUAUCGUUGCCCUUCAAUGGUGCUAUUUUUAUGUCCUACCAAAGAAAUCUGCAUGAUCAAUCAAUUAAAGAGGUAAAGAGGGGUUCAGAUGUGCGAAUCUGUUGCGAUUUUAAAUUCAGAUGUGCAAAUCUGUUAAGAUUUUAAGUUGUUUUUAUGUUAAUUGAAUAAACCAACCAUCAAUUCACAGGUAAAGAAGGAUUCAGGAUGUGAAAAUCCGUUGCAAUUUUAAGUUAGUUUUAUGUUAAUUGAAUAAAUCAAACAUUGAAUCACAGGUAAAGAGGGAUUCAGGAUGUGAAAAUCCGUUGCGAUUUUAAGUUAUUUUUAUGUUAAUUGAAUAAAUCAAACAUCGAAUCACAAGUAAAGAGGGAUUCAGGAUGUGCAAAUCCAUUUCGAUGUUAUGUUAUUUAUCAUUCUUGGGAAUCUCAGAUCUAGGUAUGACUCUUAAUCAAAGUCCUCUCAGUUUGUCGUUAUCAUGAUACAAAUUCUGCUCCACAAUCUCAGAUCGUGGUAUCCUUGCCUACAUCUUCAGAUCUAGGCAACACCAGUAGCCUCAUCAGUUUGUUGUUAUCAUGCACUAAUUCUGUUCAUUCUUUUUUAUAGGACACUGCAGGAGGUUUAACUGAAGAUGCUUAUAAGGAGAUCUCCGAUUCCUAUGUUACUCCAAGGUAAAUUAUUUUCUUAAUGUAAUUUUGUAGAUUCAUUGAGCAGGGCGACAUCCCCAUGACUUGUAGGCUUGAACUUGACAGUGAGACAGUGUCGUCAUCUUUCAUGUGUCCAUCUGAUUUAAUGAAGGGGGGUCAUCUCUACUCAACGUGUUACAUAAAUAUCAAAAUAAGGUUCCUGCGCACUCAUGCAGUACGCGCGUAAAAUUUAAAUUGUAUAGUAGUAACUUGAAACUGAUACUUCGAAGGACACUAUUUAUUUUAUCAUGAUUGUGAGGACAUUUGGAUGACUGUUUACACAUAUUGUUUACUUCAAGCGUUGUUAAAUGAAUUUCCUUUUUGGUGAUCAUACAGGAAGGGGAAAGUCUCGAAUGCAGUUGUACCUGCCCAACAGAUUGUAAUUGUAAUAUCUUCUGAUGAGGGUACGCCUUUUUUCGCUUUCUUUAAAGAGUUCAAGUAACGGUUAUCUGCAAAAUUAAUAAAUUUUGUAUCAAGCACUAAUUUAGAUAUAGAGAAUACGCUUUUGGAAACAUCUUUGUACAAAAUUCGUACACAGAGAGGAUCAGUGACUGCUAAACUAGGUGGACUUGUCUGCGUCAUUUAAUGGCAUUAUAAAGAUGCUAGUAAUAUGGUAAUUCUACAGAGAAAAGAAGUUCUUCAGAUUAUCGAAAACCGAUUUUUUUUUCUUUCUAAAACCCUUCAAAGCAUCAGUUAGCUCCUCAAAGAGUAGCCUACCCACUAUUAGUAUUAUUUUUAGCCUUCCCUUUAGGAUAUUCACAAAAUGCAACAGCCAAAAAGAAAGCGAUGUCGUUGGGUAACUUCCAUAGCCCUCCAUGACCCAGUGGAUAUUUGUUACAAUGGUGAUUUGCAAAUCAGGUUAGAUACAGAUCCCCUUGGCUCCCCAAAGUAGAAAAGAAGCAUGGAAACAAGGGUCACAUAUGAUAUCUUAUUCAAUGGAUAAACUUUGUCAAGAAAACACAUUUUAUUGAUGUUUAAGUCUUUUCCCAAUGUAUCGUUUCUGUUCUAAUAACUUCUGCAGAUUGUUUUGUUGAUGUACUUUGCUUAGUCUUGAGGAGGAAGUAUUUUGGUCUUGGCUUGCCUUGUACUUCAUGACGUUCACAUAUUAUAAUACCAUCUCACCAUUUUCACUCUAUGGAAAUGAUUUUGUUGAUAAAAUACGCAUAUUACCAUACUUUUUAGUGUCUUUCUCUUUGCUAGUAAUCUUCUCCUUGAGUUUUGUUCUUGCUUUAUUAUGCAUCAUCUACUUGAAACUUAUUUAAGAAGUAAAUACUAGAUUGUGAUCUCAAAGGCCGCAAGAUAUGAAAUUGCAAGAAAAUUAGCCGAGUGUUUGUUGUUGUUAUUAGGUUAUGUUUUGUCAAAUGCCGUUUCUUAUUGGAUUCUUAACAUGGAAAAGCAGAUGAACCUGCACUGAGAAGCAAGAAGGUAGACCCGGAUGAAGUCACCAGCAAAAGGAUCCGUAGGAGAAUAGACAGCAGGGAUGUCAAUAUGAGAAGAUCUAACUGCACACGUAAUGAGAUGACUCAGGUCGGACAUGCACGUGUACGCGCCUCAGGUGUGGCAAGGGCUAGGGGCAUGCACAGCAUUGUGCACAACCUAAUGCCUUCUCGUCCCAAAACUGAAGAGGAGCUCGUUAAGAACGUUUAUGGUGAGGCAAAGGCGGCACAAAGGAAAAGGGUCAGGCUUCUAAGAGAAUUCUAUGGUGUUUAGAAAAGCUCGAGGCGGCGAGGAACCUCACUUGGACUAAAGCAAUGGCUUUCUGAGUCGCAUGUUUUUCCGUUUCCUAGUGUCGUUGUUUUCGUCCGAGUUUGUUAAGGAAAUUUGGUUUGUUGGACUAAACGCCAAUGCUUUUCGGAGUUGCAUGUUUUUUUUUCGGUUUUGUAGUGUCAUCGUUUGUCUGAGAUUUGUCAAGGAAUUCUGGAUUGUUGGAUUAAAAUUUUUCUAUUCUGAUUUGGACUUGAAUUUCAUUCUAGUUAUCUUAUA
Molecule: messenger RNA, 7689 nt
Organism: Malus domestica (apple)
Lineage: Eukaryota; Viridiplantae; Streptophyta; Magnoliopsida; Rosales; Rosaceae
Source: RefSeq, a predicted model, not a curated record